Molecule: messenger RNA, 3716 nt
Organism: Hyla sarda
Lineage: Eukaryota; Metazoa; Chordata; Amphibia; Anura; Hylidae
Product: keratin, type II cytoskeletal 80-like
Exons: 9
Coding region: 126-1484 (452 amino acids)
Biological process (GO): intermediate filament organization; keratinization
Cellular component (GO): keratin filament
Molecular function (GO): structural constituent of skin epidermis
Source: RefSeq, a predicted model, not a curated record
UCUCCCUGUGUCAGGCACACCCAGGCUGUGUUCUCCCGCUCUGGAAUCAGAGCUUCUCGCAGAUUUCUGUCAACAAAUAAAGAUUUUGUUACCGGAGUUCACAGCAAGUAUCCUAUCUGCUCUAAAUGGCUGCCUUUUCCCAUUCAACUACUUACGACUUGCCUCUUUGGCGUCCAGAUUCUGUCAAUACUGAACGUACGUUAUUCUACAGCUCCCCUUCAUCAGAAACCCACUCGACAGAGUCCUACGCUAAAAAUGUAUCCUAUUCCCAAAGCAUUGAAGAAACCUUUAAAAGCAAAGUGACUGUGACCGAAACCAAGUCUUCAGUCAGCUUAGAGAAUGGAGGGGAGAAGCCUAGCACCAAAUCUUCACUCUGCUUAGAAGAUGGAGAGAAAAAGUUCAACACCAAAACUUCAGUCAGCUUAGAGAAUGGAGAGGAGAAGCUUAACACAGAACUGGCCACAUUCAAAGACAAGAUUAGAUACCUGGAGAAACAGCGGGAGAUUUUGAAGCAAAGAUGGUCAAUGCUGCAGGAAGAAGAUAAUUCUGAAAAAGACCUGGAACCCAUUUACCUGUCAUAUAUAAGUCGCAUCCUUGGUCAAGUCAAUGGUGUUACAAAGAGAAACAACCAGACUCAGAAAAGCCUACUGGAAUUGAUGGAUUCGGUCAAUGACAUAAAAGACAAGUAUGAGGAUAAGUUGCGCUCACGAACUGACUAUGAAUAUGCCUUUGUGCAACUGAAAAAGGAUGUGGACAAUUGUAGCUUAGACCGAACUGAACUGGAAGCAAAACACCAGGAGCUAAAAGGGACAAUUGAGCUUAUGAAGUUAGUUUAUGAGCAGGAAUUAAAAGAUGCAAUGGAAGAGUCUGGGGAUAUUUCUGUGCUUUUGAACAUGUCCAAUGUCUGUCCAUUAAACCUGGAGAGCGUGGUACAGGAGGUGAAGGAACGGUAUGAGAGCAUUGCAGCGCGGAGUCGGGAAGAGGCACAAGCGCUUUCGAGGAGUAAGUUACAGCAAGGAGUACAACAAGCUGGACGCUACGAGGCAGAACUGGAGAACAGUCGCAGUCAGAUCACACAGCUCAACAGCAAAAUCCAAAGGCUGAGAUCAGAGGUCCUAAGUGUUCAAAAUCAGUGCGUACAAUUGGAACAACAAGUGUCAUUGGCCAAGGCAGACACUAAUACCUCUGUCCAGGAUGCCAAUGCAAAGCUAGCCGAAGUACAGGAAGCCCUGCAAAAGGCAAAGUUGGAUGUCAACCGGCAGUUACGGGAGUACCAAGAGCUGAUGAACGUCAAACUGGCUCUGGAUGUGGAGAUUGCUACGUAUAAGAAACUGCUGGAAGGAGAAGAGAGCAGGUUACAGUCACCACCCGUUGUGAAUAUUCACCGUGAAACUGAUGUUAAAAGAUUUGACUUCCAGAGACCUUCCCGAUCUCGGACAAGCAGUAGUUCAUGGAGUGUUCAAAGCAAUUAUUCAGACAACUAAGUGGCAUCUGGAUUAUAGCAAACUACCCUGUGUCAAUGCCAUCAAUGCCCCUUCUCUGUGUCAAUGCCAUUCCUACCUGCCAUAUCAAGGCUAAAUGCAUUAGGUGUAAAUGCAUUGGCCUCCAUUUAUUAAUCUGUCUGAGACAAAAAUGUGCCCUACUUGCCUGUAGCAACCAAUCACAGCUCAGCUUUCAUAUCUCAAACUGCUCUUGUAAAAUUAACACUGGGCUGUGAUUGGUUGUUAUUGGCAAAUCAGACAGAUUGAUAAAUCUUGGCCAUUGUCUUGUGUGUGUGUUUUUUUAUUUUUUGGAAAUUGUCAAAAAGUUUUUAGGAUUUGAGAAAGUAUAAAAAUAGCAAUUAGAAAAAAUAAGUUAUGCCAAAACUGCUCAAGUGUAAAUGCAAGGUGUGCAAUUAUUUUCUGUUUUAUAGCUAAUUCUUAUUUGUAUAAUUUGUGUCAUAGUGAUAUGUUUUGAUUGUCAAUGAAAGAAGCCAAUGGUCUACAGUUGUCUAAACUAUUCACACAUGCAAAGGUGAUUACAAGCUAAAAGGAUAGAAGUAAGGUGGAAGUAGGUUGCAAUAAUAUGCUACCAUUUUAACAAGUGAAUACAUCACAAGCAGCUUAUAGUAUACAGUUAAAAGAUAACUUGUCAAUGUAAGGGUAUAUGGUCAUGGACAGGACAACCACUAGUCUAUAUAAAAGUAUAUGGUCAUAGACAUGACAACCACCAAUCAAUAUAAGGGUAUAUGGUCAUGGAUGUUACAACCUCCAGUCUAUAUAGGGCAUAUGGUCAUGGAGAGUUCAAAACUACCUGUAUCCUGUCUCUAAGUUUAAUUUUAACAGCAGAAAGAAACCCUUGGGACCCUGUUAAAGUCAAUAGGAUCCAUUGGUGUGGUGCAGAGGCAUAGUUUAAGAACGGCUCUGUCAUCCUCCACUGCCACAAAUCCAUCCCCCCCCUCUGUCAUCUUCCACUGCCACAAAUCCACCCCCCUCUGUCAUCCUCCACUGCCACAAAUACAUCCCCCCUCUGUCAUCCUCCACUGCCACAAAUACAUCCCCCCUCUGUCAUCCUCUACUGCCACAAAUCCUUCCCCCUCUGUCAUCUUCUACUGCCACAAAUCCAUACCCCCUCUGCCAUCCUCCACUGCCACAAAUCCACCCCCCUCCCUGCCAUCCUCCACUGCCACAAAUCCAUCCCCCCUUCUGUCAUCCUCCAUAGCCACAAAUUGCACAUAUAGCACAGCCACCCCAACCCCCCAAAGCGCACCCCCCCCCUCUUGUAGAGUGCAGCCGGGAAAGGGACAUGUCCGUGACGUGAGGGGCGUCCCUGCACACGGAUGUCUGCUGCUCUUAAAGCGGCACCGUCCGUACCCUUGGGGCAGCAGCCAGCCCAGAGCGCCGCCAUCAGAGAAGGCGGCCUCCCAUUAGGAUGACAGGAGGAGGUGAGAAGGGGGGCUGAUGGACAGAUGGACAGCCCGGCAUGUCCUCACUUGAGUAUAAGCCGAGUGUGGCUUUUUCAGCAUAAAAAAUGUCCUGAAAAACUCUGCUUAUACUCGAGUAUAUACGGUAUGAAUAUUUGGGAAUUAACAUAACACACAACCUGUAUAUGUGAUGUCCUUUAUUUGCAAUGGCAAAUGUACCUCUUCUGCCUGUUGUCCUUACGGUUUACAUGCAUGUAAACCCUUCCUAAUAGAUUCUAUUCCUAAUAUAAGUGCUUUAUACUACUAAUGUACUUUAUAUAUUGCAAUUUAGUUUUCUAGUAACUAUUUUAUACAGAAAAAUGUAUGUCUUAUGUAUUGAUUUCAUCAAUGCUAACUGUAUUACUGCAAAUGCUUUGGCCAUAAUAAAGCAUCAUACCAGCCAUACCUGUCAUAGAUUCUGUCAUUCCUAAGCCUCAUACAACCUGUUAUUUAAGGCCCUGAGAAUCUGAAUUGUAGGCGCAGCCCCUGAGGCCUGAACCAAGGUAUAGAUGUUCCUUUAUAUUUUAGACAUUUUUGACAAGUGAAAAGGCAAGAAAUGACUGUAGAUUUUUAUCCUGUCACUCAGUGCAGAAUUACUACUCUCGUAGCUGUAAGCAUCUCUUCUUAGGAAUACCCACCACAAGGGAAAGGCACAAUGACUAUGAAAGCAGAUAUCACACAAGAAUGUAGAAAUGCAAAAAAAGGGCGUUUCAUUCAAGUAAUUGGAAAUACAUUAAUAUAGUAGGUGAAAAGAAAAGAAAUAAAGAUACAUUAG